AUUCAUUUAAUUAAUCAAUAAUACAUAAACUCGUAAUAAUAAUGAUUACAAUGUAAUAUAUUCAGUCUUUGGUUUCAUUACUGUAGUGCAUACGUCAUAAUUGUGAAAAAAAAGAAAGAUGAGUGCUUCACGGAUUUCACUUAUCACGGGUUCUAUUUGGAACGUAACUCCUGCGACAAAUGGGGGAUUACUGUACACGCCGUUUUUUUUUUCAAUAAAGUUUAUUAUUAUUUCGGAAAAAAAUGCAAAAAUAAUGCGACUCUUGAUAUUGUAAAUGCUCGGCGAUCUGAAAGAGCGAAACGGUACUUUCUUUAACGGUGGCAGGUACUUUCAACGUCGUUCUCCGCAGGUGUAUGUUGCGGCGGGCUCAGUGUACGGCGUGGAGGACGAACUUGGUGCGCUGGAGGAACGCGCCAGGGGCAUCUCCAGCAGCACGUCUGACACAGAGCUGUUCCUCCUGGAGGAACAGGUCGCGUCGGCCGCCGCCCGGGUUCAGCAGUCCGAGCUGCAGAUCAGUGAUAUCUCUGCGAGGAUCGCAUCUCUGAGGAGCGCCGGACUGGAUGUGGACCCGCAGUCCCGCUUCGCCAAGGCCAGGACCGUCCCGGUCAUGCCUCUCACGCUGAGCUCGUCCAGACAGCUGAGAAGACGACUGCCUGCGCUCCCACGUCCAGGUGAGCACAGCACAAACUAUACUCUACUUCAUUCAUAUCAUGCAACCUCGCUUCGCCCCGAUACUGACAUGCUGAAGACUAGAAACAUUUAUAAACUACAGAAAAAAACCGACCAUGGACUACUCCACCAUCAGCAACAUUGCU
Hippocampus comes (tiger tail seahorse) is the source of this 815-nucleotide messenger RNA. Its product is annotated as rab effector MyRIP-like. Gene Ontology annotation, cellular component: cortical actin cytoskeleton. Lineage: Eukaryota; Metazoa; Chordata; Actinopteri; Syngnathiformes; Syngnathidae. The transcript has 3 exons. The annotation marks the transcript as partial. The record is from RefSeq and is a predicted model, not a curated record. Gene Ontology annotation, molecular function: actin binding; myosin binding.